ACUCUGGACUUCUCUCUGGAGGAGCGUCUGUGUCUGGCUGAACUCACUCUGGCACUGGACAAUGAGUUGCUGGUCAGUGGGAAUGGCAUCCAUCAGGCUGCUCUGGUCUCCUACAAGAAUGAGAUAAACUAUUUACAAGUCGUGGCAGACCAGACCUGUCAGGAGAGGGACAAAGCCAAGGCAGACCUAGAACUGGCUGAUCGCCGCAACCUACAGCUUGUCAGAGAGGUGGAUGAUCGCCAUGCAACAAUGGAGUCUCUCAAUGAGUCGAAAAUCAAGGGUUUGGAGCAGGAGUUCCGGGAUAAACUUAUGGUACUGAGGAGCGAAUCAGAGUAUGAAAGUGAGGUGCUUCUAGAGCAGGUAGAGAAGGAGCGGAAGAGACUCCAGGAGGAGCUAGAACUGCUCAGGGCUCAGGACGUUAGCCUUCAGGAGGACAUUUGCACUGCUGCUAAG
Messenger RNA from Sinocyclocheilus rhinocerous, 453 nucleotides. RefSeq names its product ninein-like protein. Gene Ontology annotation, biological process: microtubule anchoring at centrosome. The record is from RefSeq and is a predicted model, not a curated record. Gene Ontology annotation, cellular component: centrosome. The transcript is spliced from 3 exons. NCBI's taxonomy places the organism in Eukaryota, Metazoa, Chordata, Actinopteri, Cypriniformes, Cyprinidae. The annotation marks the transcript as partial.